Messenger RNA from Rhagoletis zephyria (snowberry fruit fly), 4592 nucleotides. It is a transcript of the gene Cpsf160, whose product is annotated as cleavage and polyadenylation specificity factor subunit 1. Gene Ontology annotation, cellular component: nucleus. Gene Ontology annotation, molecular function: nucleic acid binding; protein binding. The record is from RefSeq and is a predicted model, not a curated record. NCBI's taxonomy places the organism in Eukaryota, Metazoa, Arthropoda, Insecta, Diptera, Tephritidae.
UUCAAAAACCAAAAUUGCCCUACCAACUUUACAGUUCCUUGUAUAUGUAAAAACUAACACUACUUAUUGAGAGUCCGUGCACUGAACUCAGCGCAGCAAAUGUUUUGUUUGUGCGUCAAAAAGAAAUUAGACAAACAGCUGUUUGAGGAGCAUUCCCUUCGAAUAAGCUUGAGUAAUCAUGUUUUCACUUUGUAAGCAGUCACAUCCAGCCACAGGGGUGGAAUUUUCAAUCUGCUGUCGUUUCUUCAACAAUUCAGAGGAGAACCUGGUCAUAGCAGGCGCCAAUAUACUCAAAGUGUAUCGUAUUUUUCCACAUCUUGAUGUUGCACAACGCCAAAAGUUGCUUAAUAUUAAUGACUUGCGAGCUCCACCCAAAAUGCGGCUUGAAUGCCUCGCAACUUAUACCCUCUACGGCAACGUGAUGUCCCUGCAGAGCGUUUCGUUAGCGGGAUCGUUGCGCGACGCGCUUCUCAUUAGUUUUAAAGAUGCCAAAUUAUCUGUAAUGCAACAUGACCCGGAUACAUACGCUUUGAAAACAUUGUCCUUGCACUUUUUUGAAGAAGAGGACGUGCGCGGUGGUUGGACCGGUCGCUAUUUUGUACCAAUGGUACGCGUGGACCCAGAUUCCCGUUGUGCAGUGAUGCUGGUGUAUGGUAAACAGUUGGUGGUGUUACCCUUUCGCAAAGACAACAGUUUAGACGAAAUAGAGUUGGCUGACGUAAAGCCUAUUAAGAAGACUCCUACAGCUUUGGUAGCACGCACACCAAUACUUGCCUCGUAUUUAAUAGCUUUACGAGAACUGGAUGAAAAAAUUGACAACGUGCUUGAUCUACAAUUUCUCUACGGUUAUUAUGAGCCCACACUGCUGAUACUCUACGAGCCUGUGCGAACAUUUGCCGGACGUGUGUGCGUACGUUCCGAUACAUGCGUACUUGUAGCCAUAUCUUUGAACAUACAGCAGCGUGUGCAUCCUGUGAUCUGGACUGUAACAGGAUUACCGUUCGAUUGCUUACAAGUGUUCCCAAUACAGAAACCUAUUGGUGGAUGCCUCGUGACGACGGUGAACUCCAUAAUUUACCUUAAUCAAAGUGUGCCGCCUUACGGUGUAAGUCUUAAUAGUUCAGCGGAUCAUAGUACAAGUUUUCCACUUAAACCCCAAGAUGGCGUACGAAUUUCUCUGGAUGCGGCCAAUCUUACAUUCAUUGAUAUUGAUAAAUUAGUUAUCUCGCUUAAAGGUGGCGAGCUAUAUGUACUAACAUUAUGCGUUGACUCUAUGCGUACGGUGCGCAAUUUCCAUUUUCAUAAGGCAGCAGCUAGUGUGCUAACCAGUUGCAUGUGUGUCUGUCAGUCGGAAUAUCUUUUUUUGGGGUCACGUUUGGGAAACUCAUUGUUGUUGCACUUCACGGAGGAGGACCAGAGCACUGUAAUAACAUUGGACGAAGUGGAAACAAAGGAAAUGGCAGCAGCUAACGACGAAUCUGUGCCGAAGGCGCGACGUAUUGAAGACGAAGAGUUAGAGGUAUAUGGCACCGGCGCCAAGACCUCGGUUCAAUUACGCAAAUACAUUUUCGAAGUUUGCGACAGUUUGCUUAAUGUUGGUCCCAUCAAUUUCAUGUGCGCUGGAGAGCGAGUUGAAUUCGAGGAAGAUGGUGUUACUCUACGACCGCAUGUAGAGAAUUUGGCUGAGCUGAAGAUUGAAGUUGUCGCUUCUAGUGGUCAUAGUAAAAAUGGCGCAAUUUCUGUAUUUGUAAACUGUAUUACACCCCAAGUCAUUACCAGUUUUGAGCUCGAAGGAUGCUUAGACGUAUGGACUGUGUAUGAUGAUGCCAGCAAAAAGACUUCACGCCAGGACCAUCAUGAUUUCAUGAUCCUGUCGCAACGCUCAUCAUCGCUGGUACUACAAACUGCUGACGAAAUCAAUGAAAUAGAGAACACAGGUUUCAGCUGCCAACAGCCAACAAUUUUCGUCGGAAACCUUGGUCAAAAUCGUUUCAUAGUACAGGCAACAACCCGUAAUGUGCGAUUGCUUCAAGGGACGCGCCUCAUACAAAAUGUACCUAUUGAUGUAGGCUCCCCAGUGGUGCAGGUCUCCAUUGCGGAUCCAUAUGUUUGCUUGCGUGUAUUGAAUGGUCAAGUUAUAACUCUGGCUCUUCGUGAAACAAGAGGUACACCUCGACUUGCAAUAAAUAAGAAUACCAUCAGCAGCAUGCCAGCAGUAAUUGCGAUUGCCGCAUAUAAGGAUUUGUCUGGUUUGUUCACUGCGAAGUCAGAUGAUGUGCUCAACUUGACGGGCAGCGGUGGUAACUCAUUAUACGCUGGCUUGGGUUAUAUGAAAGCAGAGCCACAUAUGAAAAUCGAGGAUGAAGAGGAUCUGUUGUACGGCGAAUCAGGCAACGCUUUCAAAAUGAACAGUUUGGCCGAACUUGCAAAGCAGUCCAAGCAGAAAAACACCGAUUGGUGGCGUCGUUUACUGCCCCAAGUGAAGCCUACUUACUGGCUGGUUACUGCUCGCGAAUCGGGUACUUUGGAAAUUUAUUCAAUGCCCGAUAUGAAGCUAAUGUAUUUGGUGAAUGAUGUGGGCAAUGGCGGUAUAGUGCUUAGCGACUCAAUGGAGUUUGUACCCGUGCCGCUUAGUAACCAAGAAAAUAGCAAAGCUGGUAUACUAUUGAAUUGCAUGCCGCAGCAUGCAAAUUCGCCCUUGGCACUGGAAAUCAGCAUGGUGGGUUUGGGUAACCAGGGAAUGCGUCCAUUGCUUUUGAUACGCACGCGGCUCGAAUUAUUAAUAUACCAAGUGUUCCGCUAUCCCAAAGGUCAUUUGAAAAUACGUUUCCGUAAAUUGGAAACCCUCAACUUGCUGGACUUGCAACCAACCAGUAUGGAAGUGGAUGAAAGUGAGCUGGAAUCAUACAAUCUACAAGAGCGAUAUGUUAGCAAGCUACGGUACUUUGCUAACAUAGGUGGGCACAAUGGUGUUAUGGUUUGUGGCGUGAAUCCACAUUUCCUUUUUCUCACACCGAAAGGUGAGCUGCGCGUGCACAAAUUCUUUGGACAUGGAGUGAUUCGUAGUUUUGCGCCUUUCAACAAUGUUAACUGUCCCUAUGGUUUUUUGUAUUUUGACCACACGACAGAGCUAAAGAUAUCUGUACUACCUACUUAUCUUACCUAUGAUUCUGUGUGGCCCGUGCGGAAAGUGCCGCUACGUUGUACGCCACGCCAAAUAGUCUAUCAUCGAGAAAACCGCGUUUAUUGUCUGAUUACGCAGACUGAAGAGCCUACUAAUAAAUACUAUCGCUUUAAUGGGGAAGACAAGGAAUUGACAGAGGAAAAUAAAGGUGAACGUUUUAUCUAUCCCAAUGCUUCUAAAUUUGCUAUGGUGCUUAUGAGCCCAGAGACAUGGGAAAUAGUGCCAGACGCUUCCAUACAAUUCGAGGAAUGGGAGCAUGUGACUGCUUUUAAAAUCGUAAAACUCGCUUACGAAGGCACACGCUCCGGCCUCAAAGAGUACCUUUGUAUUGGCACGAAUUUCAACUACAGCGAGGACAUCACUUCACGCGGUAACAUACACAUUUAUGACAUCAUCGAAGUCGUUCCUGAACCAGGUAAACCUCUUACGAAAUUUAAAUUGAAGGAAGUUUUCAAGAAGGAGCAAAAGGGUCCCGUCUCGGCGAUAUCGGAUGUGCUUGGCUUUCUAGUAACAGCGCUCGGUCAAAAGAUCUACUUGUGGCAGUUGAAUGAUGAUGACCUCAUUGGUGUUGCAUUUAUUGAUACAAACAUUUAUGUGCAUCAGAUAAUUUCGGUCAAGUCGCUAAUUUUAAUUGCUGAUGUAUACAAAUCCGUCAGUUUGUUGCGUUUUCAGGAAGACUUCCGCACACUCUCACUAGCGUCACGUGACUUUAAUCACCUGCAGGUCUAUAACAUUGAAUUCAUGGUGGACAACAACAAUUUAGGUUUCCUAGUAACAGAUGUUGACAAGAACUUCCUAGUGUACAUGUACCAACCAGAGUCACGGGAAUCGAUCGGUGGCCAGAAGUUGAUACGCAAAGCCGACUACCACCUCGGUCAGGCGGUGAAUACAAUGUUUCGUGUACAAUGUCAUCAACGCGGUCAACAUCAACGUCAACCAUUCCUCUAUGAAAAUAAGCAUCUUGUAUUCUUUGGCACAUUAGAUGGUGCACUUGGCUACUGUCUACCACUGCCGGAGAAGGUAUACCGGCGAUUUUUGAUGUUGCAAAAUGUAUUGCUCUCAUACCAAGAACAUCUUGGCGGUUUGAAUCCAAAGGAGUUUCGUACAGUAAAGUGCUCGAAAAAAUUAUCACUAAAUCCAUGCCGUUGCAUAAUUGACGGUGAUCUAAUUUGGUCAUACACAAUGAUGUCUACCGCGGAGAAAAACGAGGUGGCAAAGAAAAUCGGUACGCGUACAGAAGAAAUUCUCGCUGAUCUUUUGGAGAUCGAACGUAUUGCAGCGGUAUUUUAAGACAUUUGAAAACUAAUUUAAAAAACAUUUUUAUAUUUUAAAAUAUGUAGUAUAUAUAAGAAGAUCAGACGAUAAGUUAUGUGUACGAUAAAGCGCCGUUUGCAUGUUAAGUGCAACA